AUCAUUACAGUGAGUUUCUUUGGUGAGAAAAGUAAAAUUCCCCAUAAGGAAUCAUGAAGUAUUUUUUGCUUGUGCUUUCGUGCUACUUUGCAUUAGCUUUUGGAGAAGAUUACGCUGCGAAUAUUCAUUUUAUUGUGUACAAAGAUAAUGUUCCUUUUAACCUUUCGGACACUGCAAGUGGAAAUCCCAUUGAGGAAGGACUAUGUAGUGCAGAUGAUCAACUGGCGGUGGUUGUCUAUGGAUGGAUUGAAAGCUGUUCUACUGGUUGGAUGGUGGAUCUCAUAUCGAAUCUCACGGAAUACCGAGGAGGGUGCAUCAUAUGCAUGGACUACGGUUACUACGCGGAAAAACCUUACAUUACCUACCCAAUUAUUUUGACGCAAUUUAUGGGAAUUCGCGAUGUUCUACAUCAAGAAAUGGAAGAUUUACGUACUUUUGGAUUUUCUCCAAGUAAAACCUAUAUGUUUGGAAUGAGUUUCGGAGCUCAGCUUGUUCUACAAUCUGCUGAACUUCUUACAAAUAAAAUCAAAGAAGUUGAUGUUUGUGAUCCCGCUGGACCGGGUUUCGUGGCUACACCUGAUCCAAGACAAGCCGCUGAGAAUGUCCAGUGCGUCCAUACAAGUGUAGACCUUGGAACUUUGGAUAGACGGUGCCAUCAAGAUUGGAAUAUGGGGCACUGUGGACUGUACCAAGAUGCAGCUAAACCUACUUUACGUGACACGGGUAAUCACGCAACUUGUCCCAUUUUCUACAACAGCGCCUUCCGCAAUGACUUCAAAGCUAUACCAAUGCCACUCGAAUGUCUUCUGCCACAAGCUUUGGAUAUUUUGGAUUUUCUAACUCUCACUCCUUGCAACAACUACCCCACUGGCUUCAAAAUGGGUUACAUGCAAAGGGAUAAACAAGGCGUAUGUGGCUCUAAAGGUGGUAAUCUCUAUGCCAAGACCACCGCAAACUACCCUUAUAACUAACCAAGCAACAUAACAGUUGAACAUGUUAAAAUAAACAUCAAAGGAAUAGAAGAAGGAAAUGGAAAAAAUUGCACUAAUUCAAUCGAUAUUAAUCUAUUUUUUUUUCAAAAUUUUCACUUAAAUUAAUUCAACAAACGAAACAAACUUUUUGGAAUGAAAUUAAAUUACUACCUAGGUAGUAUAGGUAAUUUUAUUUAAAUUGACUGAUUCAUGUAAAUAAUGUAAAUUUUGGAAUUUUAAUAAAGUAAAAAACUAUGUUUUUUCGCACAAAAAA
Lutzomyia longipalpis is the source of this 1245-nucleotide messenger RNA. Its product is annotated as pancreatic lipase-related protein 2-like. The record is from RefSeq and is a predicted model, not a curated record. Bases 54 to 971 code for a protein of 305 amino acids. Gene Ontology annotation, molecular function: lipase activity. The transcript is spliced from 2 exons. Lineage: Eukaryota; Metazoa; Arthropoda; Insecta; Diptera; Psychodidae.